GACAUGAUUCGUCCGUAUCGAGUAUUCUUCACAGCUAAGAGAUUUUGUUUUUUUGUACGUUUAUUCUUUAGCUGCAAGAGGCAAAGAGUCAAGAAGGUCUGAACCAAUCUUAGCCUCAGACCCUCAGAUUCUUUCGGAUACUCCCACUAUCUAAAUUUUCAUUAUUUAAAAUGUGUCCUUUAUUUCGUGCUAUAAAGUUGAUUCCAUAAAAAAAAAAAGUGCUACGUCGAACCCAUAAUAUCAUAGCUUCACGUACCUGAAAAGCUCUAUAUAUAGAGGGCCCUUAUUGACAAUUCUCUACAUCAAACUGAUCAAACACAUAAGCUCCAAGUCACUUUUCAUCUUCACCCAAAGAUAUCACAAUCUCUUUAGUAGUCUCUAGUUUUCCCAAUUUUCAUCUCUAGUUUUACAUUUUAAUCGAAACACAACCACUUUAUCCUUUGCAAGCCACUUUUCAGACACCCUUUUACAUUAUAACAUCAAUGGAGAAGCUACAAAAGAUGAUCUCCGAGAAGUCGGUAGUGAUCUUUAGCAAGAAUUCUUGCUGCAUGUCGCACACAAUCAAGACUCUCUUCUUAGACCUUGGCGUGAACCCGACGAUCUAUGAGCUAGACGAGAUCAACAGAGGAAAAGAGGUAGAGCAUGCAUUAGCUCAGCUUGGCUGUAGCCCGACCGUCCCAGUGGUGUUCAUAGGAGGGCAGCUUGUUGGUGGAGCCAAUCAAGUCAUGAGUCUCCAUCUCAAUCGUUCUCUCAUUCCAAUGCUUAAACGCGUUGGGGCUUUAUGGCUUUGAUUAAAUAUUAUAAAGGAAUGGUUACUUAUUGAUCGUUGCUUGGUAAUAAUAAUGUCAUGAAACUAAUCAAGGAUGACAAAAAAAAAAUGUAUGCAUGUAAGUUUUGAAAAAAUAGAUUGGGAGGAUACCUAUUUCAGUAUUUUGUAACGUGUGGGUAUACUUUCUAAUAAAAUAACCUGGUGUUGUAUUUCUC
This is a messenger RNA of Arabidopsis lyrata subsp. lyrata, 984 nucleotides long. Its product is annotated as monothiol glutaredoxin-S3. The record is from RefSeq and is a predicted model, not a curated record. The coding region runs from base 483 to 791 and encodes 102 amino acids. Lineage: Eukaryota; Viridiplantae; Streptophyta; Magnoliopsida; Brassicales; Brassicaceae. The transcript has a single exon.